Molecule: messenger RNA, 409 nt
Organism: Danio rerio (zebrafish)
Lineage: Eukaryota; Metazoa; Chordata; Actinopteri; Cypriniformes; Danionidae
Source: RefSeq, a predicted model, not a curated record
AUGAAAUAUAAUUUCCUUCUAUGGCCCAAAGGAUAUACUCAGUGGGAAAAGGUCAAAUUGGUUUCCACUAAACCCCGUUCUCAAGUGCCUGUCUACAUUGAGAAUGAGCAGUCCCGGUCAAUCAUUUAUGACUACAUCAGAGGAAUUCUUAAUAAAACCAAAACACAGCUGACCUUCAAUGAUGAGGUGGAGUUCAUUUGUGGAUGUCUCCUCCCAGAGGCCAUAACUCAUGGCAUUUCCGAGUUACAAGGCUUGUCUUGGCAGGAGGCUGAAGAUGUCUUCCUCCAGGGCCCCAUUUAUCACGCAAGUGAAGUUGAGGAAUUUAACAGAAGAAUUGCUCGAGAAAUGAAAAAUCUCCCCAACAAGAAUCUCGAUGACUUGUAGGACCUCAUGAAAAUUUAUAAAAAAA